Molecule: messenger RNA, 1413 nt
Organism: Trichoderma breve
Lineage: Eukaryota; Fungi; Ascomycota; Sordariomycetes; Hypocreales; Hypocreaceae
Product: cytochrome p450 domain-containing protein
Exons: 5
Coding region: 1-1413 (470 amino acids)
Molecular function (GO): oxidoreductase activity, acting on paired donors, with incorporation or reduction of molecular oxygen; iron ion binding; heme binding
Source: RefSeq, a predicted model, not a curated record
AUGCCGGCCUUGACUAUCUACUUAUCCAAUUUCUGCCUCAUAUUCUUGGUCGCCUUUCUAGCCCGUCGGGUCUACUGCUGGCAACGACUUCGACACAUACCCGGACCAACCAUUGCUGGGUGGACAAUAUGGUGGCAGCUCUCGAACGCAUUGUCCGGGAGAUAUCAUGAGCGUUUAAAAGAAGCCGCCUACACCUACGGCCCUCUUGUACGCAUCGGCCCUAAGCAGCUUCUCUCUACUGAUCCUGAAGUGCUCCGUCGCAUGUCCGCAGUCCGCAGCGGCUACACCAAGGGCAGAUUCUACGCAAGCGGCAAAAUUGUCCCUGGAGUAGACAAUGUUGUCUCCCUCCGAGACCCGACAAAACAUAGAGAGAUGCGCGCCCUAAUGGCUCCUGGUUUCGCCGGCAAGGCAAACGAGGGCUUCAGCUUCGAAGCUGCCAUGGACCGCCAGCUACUCAAUUUCAUUAGUCUUCUCGAGCGCAAAUACGCUUCGUCCGGCUCAGAUGUCCGGCCGGUUGACAUGGCUGAGAAGACACAAUUCUUCGCCCUGGACGCCAUAGGCGACAUCUCUCUCGGACAGCCAUUUGGCUAUCUUGAAAAAGAUCAGGAUUUGUACCAGUACAACGAGAUCAACACAACUUCACUGCCCGUGAUGAAUGUAGUUUCCGUGAUGCCGUCUCUAGCGAACCUCGUCCACAUGUGGCCCCUGCGAUUAUUGCUACCAAAGGAAGGUGACCAAGUUGGCUUUGGUCGACUAAUGCAUUUUGCCCGAACCUAUGUAGAAACUCGACUAGACCCCAAGACGCCACGAGCUCACGACAUGAUGCAAGCCCACAUCGAUAACGGCAUGACCAAAAACGACCUCAUCCAACAAGUCUUUCUAUCCAUCAUCGCGGGCUCCAAUUCCUCCGCCCACGCCCUCCGCAUGACUCUCCUCUCCCUCAUAACCUCUCCACCAGCAUACAGCGCCCUCAUCGACGAGAUCCGCCGCGCCUCACCCACCGUCAGCUCCCCCAUCACCUGGGCGCAAACCCAGUCUCUUCCCUACCUCCAAGCCGUCAUCCGCGAAGGCCUCCGCAUGUGGCCUCCAGUCGGCGGCCUCGGCUUCAAGACCGUGCCCCCCGAGGGUGACUACCUCAACGGCUAUUUCGUCCCCGGCGGCACAGAGAUUGGCCAGGGUUUUCACGGAGUCGGACGCUCCAAAGCAGUUUGGGGCCCGGACGCCGACGUCUUUCGGCCGGAGAGAUGGCUCGCCGCUCAGGGAGAUGGACUGAAAGACAUGAUAAACGCUGUCGAUACACAUUUCGGGUACGGCAAGUACUCUUGUCUUGGAAAACUGAUUGCACUGAUGGAGUUGCACAAGGCUGUUUUUGAGGUACGUAACACUUACAUGGACAUGGUCGACUCUUUUUGA